AACACACAGGGGAGUAAAUGCAUUGGCAAUUCCAUUAAUAAUACCCCGAGACACAAAGCAUUAAUUAAUUAAUUAAUAAUACCACAGAACAGGUCAAAGUAAAUGCACUGGCAAUUCCACAGAUAAUACCCAGAGACACAAAGCAGAGUAAAAGUUUUGUUAAUUCCAACAAUAAUAACCCAGAACAGAUGGCACAAUAAAUGUGUAAAUGCGUUGGCAAUUCCAUGUAUAACACCCAACAACAGAUAAUAACACAGAGUAACAUUCAGUUUAUCACACACCCUAGAAUACACGGCAGGUUAAGCACAGCCCCACACAACUGCGCAACGCCGAGCUCUCCAACACCGCGGCCAUGUGUCCUGGGCAGGAAAGCAGCGGAUAGAGUUACAUGGGACUGGAGAAGAGAGAACUCUGACCGGGGAGGGGAGACAGAUGGGAGGCUCCAAACUUUCUAUUCAGUUACAGGAGCUGUAACCCUUCUCCACUUCACUCACUGGGCUGUGUAACCUGUGGGAGAAUAGCAAUGCCUCUCCCUUACCAAGGCAUCACUCAUUAACCAAGACAUACACAAAAGCUCUUGCCAUAACCCCCUACUCCAUGCCGUAACCCCCUACUCCCGGCUGCUCGUACAGAGCUGGUAGCGCAGGAUGCUGGGGAGAGAGCUCCGGCUGCGCUGGAGAAUGUGCGCCUUGCGCCUCCUUGCCAUCUCCCUGGGAAUCCUGCUCUGUACUCACUUCUCAGCGGAGCUCAGGCGGAGGUCGGGGCCCCCGGAAAAACUGGUGGUGGCAAAGGUGGAGAGUACUGCUAGGGAUCUCAAUAAGAGGGCAGAGGAAAUGCCAAGCAGAAGGCAAGUGAUCUAUGUGAGGCGAAGCAGUAGCAGCAGCAAGGCUGCCAACCCUGCCACUAACCGGAGGGACAAUAAUAAGCCCAUCCGUUGGCAUAUUGACUUACAGCCUUGGGCAAGUUCUUCUCAUUCGCUUGACAGUGAGGCCAUAAGGUUUCUGCGCUACAUAACAACAACUCAGACUGGGUGAAGAUGACAACAAUUUUGAAGUCAAUAUGGCCAGCAGAGGGUGUGAAGUCCAUAGGUUUGACCCAAGCAUUGCAUCUACACAGAUUCAUGAAGGAGAACGUCUUUGGCAUCAUCGUCUUUCCAUUGAUUGGAGGGAUCCUAAGCCUGCCAUUGCCACACAUAAAUUACACAUCACUACUAAAAAACUCGGUACCAUUCUUAAUGAAUUUGGUCAUUGGAAGAUAGAUGUUCUUAAAGCAGACAUGGAAAGUGCUGAGUGGAAGAUUCUGGAAAACCUCAUUCUAGAAGGUGUUGUUGAACAGAUAGGACAACUGAUCUUUGAGAUCCACCUUCACUGGCCGGGCUUCGAAGUCAGUGGAAAUGACAGCAGCGUUGUCAGAUACUGGUAUAGCCUUUUUAAAGAACUUGAGCGCAAAGACUUCAAACUUUUCUACACUUACAAGGACUUAUCAAAGCCACAAAGGUUCCUUAAAAAGGAAAUCUAUAAUGCAAGCAGCUGCUACAUACUAAGCUGGGUAAAUACUAGAUGGACAUAACGUGGAUACAUGUAUUCAUUUGAACAUUCAGAGCAGAGUCACUGUAAGGUUUUGUUGCCAGAAAUGAGUAUGGAGUAACAGUCUUUACAUUCAUUUGUAUAAACAACAAAGUUACAGAACCUUAACAGUAACAUUUCUAUGUUUUCUGCAAAGGAAACUCUGGGUGACUUAAGAAAACAAAGUGUCACGUAUGCAUUCGCACUGUCAACUCACUUUAUUGCUGGUGGAGGGGCAAAAAUCUUGUGCUGUUGCGUAACAAGAUUUUAUCUGACCCACAAAAUCUAAUUAAAAUCUCCUGUGUAUUUAGCCCUUUACCUACAGGUCAGGAAACAAAAUGACUACUUUUAAGUUUUUAAUACUUGCCCUCAACAUAAGGCUUGUAUCUGCUAAAACCACCUUGGUAUUGCUGCUUUGCUGUCAGCUUGUUAGACCAGGGAAAUACGUCUUGGACUGAGUGGUAAGUGGUUUGAAGUAGUUAAAAAUAGUCAUACUUUGAUGGCAUCCUUUUAGGGGGCAUGGGAGGGAAUCUUGAGUAUUUUGACACAGAGUUUCUUAGCAAGAAUAAAAACAUAGAGCAGCCCCCUACAAAACAACCCUAUGUGCUUUUGCCCUCAAAUAAGUGUUUCUAUAUUAACAGCCAGUUGACACCAAGAAAUAAAAAUGCCCUGAAUGCACUUACAUAUACUGGUCACUUAGAUUGCACUUUAGAAAAUGUUUGCAUUUUUUCAAAAACAUGUUUUAAUUCAAAAUAACGGUAGUUUAUUUUACAAGGUUUUUGGAGGAAGGUUAUGAAUGUUUGUUAUCUAGGGCUUCAACAGAAGAAAACUGAACAGAGCUGGCUGCAGACAUGCUGCAAGGAAAACAUUUGUUCAUAUACAGAAAAGAAAUGCCGAACCAAUAAUUUCUAUUGUUUGUCUUACUGGUCCUUUAAUAGUUAGCCAUGCAGCAUGUAGAUUUUCUAUGUCAAAUAUAUACAGAUACUGUACAUUUAAAACAAAACACAUCUACACGCUGCAGGGUUGGUUUAUAAUUAUAACAUGCACUGCAGAACUGAAUAGAAAUGAAUGCAGUAGGGUGCUUUAGAGCUGGUAAGCAAAGAAGCUUGCAGAAGUACACCAUAACUUUCAUCUGUGUCCCAUACAUUUUGUAAUUUUAUUGGUUUAAUAAAGUGCAGCAGUCAGUUAAGGUGACUUGGUUAUAAUAAAUAUUAUGGCAAAAAAUCUCAAUGAUUUACAGGGACCAUAUUUAUACUAAGAACACAACUGGAUUGUGUUGAUAUGAGAGCUUUAAAUGGGUUGUUUGAUAUUUAUUUAUACCCACUGACUUUGGAAUGUCAAAAGAUGAUUUUUUGGAUGUCUAAAUGAACAAUAAAGAAUGUUGCUGGUUUUAAUAUA
Messenger RNA from Xenopus tropicalis (tropical clawed frog), 2963 nucleotides. RefSeq names its product methyltransferase like 24 (gene mettl24). The record is from RefSeq and is a predicted model, not a curated record. Gene Ontology annotation, cellular component: extracellular region. Lineage: Eukaryota; Metazoa; Chordata; Amphibia; Anura; Pipidae. The coding region runs from base 1060 to 1569 and encodes 169 amino acids. The transcript is spliced from 4 exons.